Rhizopus microsporus ATCC 52813 is the source of this 1518-nucleotide messenger RNA. RefSeq names its product proliferation-associated protein 1. The record is from RefSeq and is a predicted model, not a curated record. Bases 191 to 1321 code for a protein of 376 amino acids. Lineage: Eukaryota; Fungi; Mucoromycota; Mucoromycetes; Mucorales; Rhizopodaceae. The transcript is spliced from 5 exons.
GGAGAAUGCUCAAUAUAAGCAAACAAUGCAGAGUUUAAAAACCCUGAGUGACAUAAAGGAGAAGUAAUAAAAUUUUCGAAAGUGACUUGCUUUAUCCAGCACAUAUACGCACACACACACACAGCAACACUACAGAAAAAAAAUAUUUUUUUAAAUCCCUUUUUCUUUUUCAUAUUUUAUUCCUGUCAUAAUGGCCGAUACUACUGAAGUCAAGAAGCCCGUUACCGAACCUGUCCUCGACAUUUCUGACAGCAACGUUCAGUCCAAGUACAAGGAAGCGGGUCGUAUUGCCGAUGAGGUCCUUGACAAGGUUAUCAAGCUUUGUGUUGCUGGUGCCAAGAUCAUCGAUAUUUGUACUGCUGGUGACAAAGCUAUCUUGGAAGCUACCAGUCUUGUUUACAAUAAGAAGGGAAAGAAGAAGAUCUCCAAGGGUAUUGGUUUCCCUACCACCGUCUCUGUCAACAACUGUGUUGCUCACUUCAGUCCUCUUCCUUCUGACCCUGAAUCUGAAGCUACCUUGAAGGAAGGUGAUGUUGCCAAGAUCCAAUUGGGUGUUCAAUUCGAUGGUUACUGCUCUACUGUUGCCACUACCGUUGUUGUUGGCGCUAAUGGUGCUGUUACUGGUGCCAAGGCUGACGUGAUCCAAGCUGCUCGUACCGCUCUCGAAGCUGCCGUCCGUAUGAUCCGUCCUGGUAACAAGAACAUGGACGUCACCAAGGCUGUUGAUAAGAUUGCUGAAUCUUAUGAAGUCAAGCCUGUCGAAGGUAUGUUGAGUCACAACCAACUCAAGAACAAGACCGACGGCGACAAGCAAAUUAUCUUGAACCCUACUGAAGCCCAAAUGAGUGGAUUCAAGCGUUGUGAAUUUGGCGAAAACGAAGUUUACUGUGUCGAUAUCCUCAUCUCCAGUGGUGAAGGCAAGGUUCGUCCAUUGAAGACACGUACAACCAUCUACAAGAAGACCGAUAUCCGUUAUCAACUCAAGAUGGCUGCUUCUCGUGCCGUUCUCUCUGAAAUCCAAACCAAGGCCGGCUCUUUCCCUUUCUCUCUUCGUGACCUCGAAGACGAACGCAAGGCUCGUAUGGGUAUUGUCGAAUGUGCCAAGCACCAAACUGUUUUACCUUAUGACGUUGUUUAUGAACGUGAAGGUGCUUUUGUUGCUCAAUACUUGACUACCCUCUUUGUUACCAAGAAGGGUAAUGUCAUGGUUACCAACCCUCGCUUUGACGCUGUUCAGGUUCAAACUGAUAAGACUGUCAAGGAUGAAGAAAUCAACAAGAUUCUUGCCUCUGAAUGGGAAGUUCCUAAGAAGCAGAAAUAAAUAAUGAAAAUGAUAACUUGAAUUUUUUGUAAAUAAAGCAGUUAUCAACAAUGAAGAGUAAAAAAAAAAAUCUUCAUGGUGAUAUGGUUGACUUAUUGUUGUUGUGAGCAUCAUUGCCAGAAUCCCAAGUCUACUUUGCAACUGAACUAUCCGCAAUUCAUCAUUAAAUAAUACUAUAAUGAAUGAUAUUCUCGCAG